CUGCUGCUGACGCCCGCAGCAAAACUAAGCAGCAGCCACGCUGCUGAUCACCAGCCACAACUGGCCUCAGAGAUCCCCACACUGACUCUGUUAGGUCUCUACUCACUGGUCUUGUUGCCCCACCCACUUUUUUUCCCCGGAUUCCAGGCAAUGUUGCCUCAAAACAAGGACCACCAGGUGCCGUUACAGAACGCAGUGCCCCCAGGGUGUUCCCCUCAGGUCCUCUCACAAUUUGUGGACUCCAGUCCAUUCAACUUAGCGUCUCUCUCUCCCCAUCUGACCCUCCCUCCUUCCCACCUACCUUUGCCCUCUCCCUCACAGGCCUAUUCCUCAGUCUCCUGGUCGCCCCAGUCCCGCUCUCCUGGGCCUCACUUAUACUCUUCGGACUCCAAAUCUGACUUUGUCCCUCUUCCCUCCUCUUCCUCUCUCCCAAGUCCCCCCACUUUCUUUGGCCAAAACUGCUCUCGUCUCCCCUCUCCACACACAUCCUCUUCCCGCAACUUCGGGCUGUGCCUCUCUCCUCCCCUUAGCAGCUCCUCUUCUCUUUCCCAGCUGCAGAAUUCCUCUCCUGGCUCUUGCCAGUCUCCUUCCCACCUCCAGGACCUUCCCAAUUCCACCAGGGUCACUUCCCCCAGCCCCAGCGUACCUUCUCCAGGGAUUCCCAGUAACAAACAAACAUGGCAGGGGCCUCCAUCCGGAAACACCAGGUCCCCUGGGGCGGCAGAGGGAUGCAUGGCAAGCAAGUUGGACCCUGCAGAAUUCCAGGACCCAGAGGCCCUCGCCCAAGCGCUAGCGCUCCUUGUGGGGCGCCGCAGAAUUGCCCGAGACCUGAAGAUACUGUUUCUGCAGCACCUCUGGCUAGGCACAACCGGCCAGCCUCCAGUCCUGGAGUACCCCAUUUGUCUAGCGUGCCUCCAGCCCCGCACCCCGUCUUGCCCCACCCUCAAGCACAAGACUGGGCCGAGGCUGCUUGCCUUCCCUCAACUACUGCCCCCUGCAGAGGGCCAGGAAUCUGGGCCUCUCCGUUUAGGCAUUGGCUUCAGCCUCCGCUUGCCUCCUGGCCAGGCCAAAGCCUUGCAUCUGCUCCCAGAAAAAAAGCAGCAGGAAGCAAGGCGUCCCAGAGAGGUCCUCCGGAGCCAAAGGCCUGCACCCCAGGUACCAGCAGCUCAAGUCACAGGCACACUCUCCCGGGAGGAGAGCCUCAGGUCUGCAGGCCUCCAAUCAACAAAAUCCAACCAGUGUUUCAGGUCUUCACCUCAGGCACCAAGACGGGUCACUGUCUCCCCAAAGCCCUGGUCGUGUCCUGUCCCAAGGAGGUCUGUGUCUCCAGAAUCUAUUCCCCAAAAGUUGCCAUUUUAAUUCCAGAGCAACGGAGACCCUCUGGAACACCCCCUUCAAACCCCACCCUCUCUACCAGGACUUCUCAGACCUUGGGAAGUCACAGAAACACCUUGAAGGGCUGGCUGGCCGGAGGCCAGGUGUGUUCUCCUGCCUUGAACCCUGGGA
Molecule: messenger RNA, 1506 nt
Organism: Peromyscus californicus insignis
Lineage: Eukaryota; Metazoa; Chordata; Mammalia; Rodentia; Cricetidae
Product: proline-rich protein 30-like
Exons: 1
Coding region: 151-1359 (402 amino acids)
Source: RefSeq, a predicted model, not a curated record